CCGGGAUGCUGAACAGAUUGACCAGCACAGGCUUUGUUACGGACCUAGCCACCAUGAGAGAUGUGCUUCAGGAACUUAAAAGCCUUUCACUGAAACUGCAAAAGAGGAGUACCUCCCUAACAGAUGCCAGCCGGGACAUUAGACUGACAAUGGAGGUUUUGGAUGCCAUGAAGACACAUGGGGGUAUGUCAAUGAGAGAAGCAAAAGAAUCUUUGAUGGAGGGAACCUUUAAGGGAGUAGCCCUGAAGGAAAGCACAGAGAAGGUCAAUCAGCUUCAGUUCUUUCAGGCAGUGAUCGACAACCUGUCAAGUCGUCUUCCAGAUUCUGAACUCACAAAAUCAUUAAAACCAUUAGACCCUCACAACUGGCCCAAAACAAGGGAUGAACUGAUCUUGUAUGGGGAGAAGGAGAUACAUGAACUUGCAAAGGAUCUGGGUGUUUCAACCAGAGAGGCUGUUGAAGAUUUCCGUUCAUGGAAACUACAAGAGGAUCAAAGUGGGAAGACCUUAAGAAGAUUGAUAGUUGCAAGCCAGACAUAUCUAGCAACUUCAGCAGAGUGUGAACGAGGGUUUUCUGCAAUGAAUGAUACAGCCAGUAAGUCAAGAAAUCGCCUAAGAGUCAGAAGUCUCUCAGCUGUUUUGUUCAUUGACAUUAAUGCACCCCCAUUGGAGAUGUUUGACCCAAAGCCUUUUGUACUGUCCUGGAUUAAAGAGGGGCACUGUCCAUCCACAGCAAAGAAGUCAGGAAUGGAAGCAAAAAAUAAGAGUGAAGACAGACCACUGUGGUCUAUUAUGUGUUGAUUUGGGACAGUACUUAAAUGUAAAUACUGCUUUAAAAUAAAUAAAA
This is a messenger RNA of Xyrauchen texanus (razorback sucker), 846 nucleotides long. Its product is annotated as E3 SUMO-protein ligase KIAA1586-like. The transcript is spliced from 2 exons. Bases 6 to 800 code for a protein of 264 amino acids. The record is from RefSeq and is a predicted model, not a curated record. Lineage: Eukaryota; Metazoa; Chordata; Actinopteri; Cypriniformes; Catostomidae.